Messenger RNA from Lates calcarifer (barramundi perch), 3229 nucleotides. It is a transcript of the gene rab12, whose product is annotated as RAB12, member RAS oncogene family. Bases 187 to 915 code for a protein of 242 amino acids. Gene Ontology annotation, molecular function: GTPase activity; GTP binding. Lineage: Eukaryota; Metazoa; Chordata; Actinopteri; Centropomidae. The transcript is spliced from 6 exons. Gene Ontology annotation, cellular component: endosome; trans-Golgi network transport vesicle; synaptic vesicle. Gene Ontology annotation, biological process: Golgi vesicle fusion to target membrane; protein secretion; regulation of exocytosis. The record is from RefSeq and is a predicted model, not a curated record.
UAAAUGACGUCAUGGCGGCUCCGGUGUCUAAUGGCUGAACAACAACAACUGUCGGCGAGCGACAAACUUUCACAAACUUCUACAGAGACGACAGAAAGUUGAAAAUAGCGCAGUGUUUCGGUUGUGUAACAGUCUAGGCGUGUUUGUCUGUUUCUCUCGUCGUGCCACAAAUGUGGAAUUAAAGUGAUGGAUCCGAGAUAUGACAUACCGCGGAGGGCCGCCGGUGGUGGCGGGGGCUCCGCGAACUCGUCCCCAGCUCUGGGGGCUCAGUCGCGCCGCAGGAAGAUGCCUCCCAGACCCGCUGAUUUCAAACUUCAAAUUAUAAUUAUCGGCUCCCGUGGUGUUGGUAAAACCAGCCUCAUGGAGAGAUACACAGACGACACUUUCUGCGAAGCUUGCAAGUCGACAGUAGGAGUUGACUUCAAAAUCAAGACAGUUGAGCUGAGAGGGAAGAAGAUCAGACUACAGAUAUGGGACACUGCUGGCCAGGAGAGGUUCAACAGCAUCACAUCAGCCUACUACAGAGGUGCUAAGGGAAUAGUGUUAGUGUACGAUAUCACAAAGCAGGAGACUUUUGACGACCUUCCCAAAUGGAUGAAAAUGAUAGAUAAGUACGCCUCAGAGGAAGCAGAGCUUCUCCUGGUCGGGAACAAGCUGGACUGUGAGAGCGAUCGUAUCAUCUCCAGACAGCAGGGAGAGAGGUUUGCCUCUCGAAUAAGUGGAAUGCGCUUCUGCGAAGCUAGUGCCAAGGAUAACUUUAAUGUGGAUGAGAUCUUCCUGAAGCUUGUGGAUGACAUUCUUAGCAAGAUGCCUCUGGAAGUUCCCAACAGGGAGCUUUCCAACAGUGUCCUGUCUCUGCAGCCUGAACCGGAAGUGCCUCCGGAGUUACCCCCACCUCGCAUGCGCUGUUGCUGAGAGUCCAAGUCGUCCCCCAUCCUUCACACACACACACACACACACACACACACACACACACACUCGCAUAAACUCACAUACACAGACAGCACACUCUCAGCUCACUCAUGCAGUACACCAAUCUGGCCACCAGGGGGCAGGACACAGCAGCAUUUGGAAUUCUUAUUGACUGCUGCUGUUAAAAUGCAUGGACUCUCUUUAACAACCAGUAUUAUCCCCCCCCCCAACCCGUUUCUUCUCCUGUUUUUGUAACUGCACACUCUGACAUGUGCCACACUAACACUUAGGCCUGGUGAAUCACCCACUUCCUACCACCUUUCUGUCUACACUCGACCCAGACUACCUCAUUCCUCGGACCGUUAGGCUAGCUGUGCCCCGCAGGUGCCUUCAAGGUAGAGAGCCCUCUGGUAGCAGUUGCACAUUUUCUAUAGGGGGGGGGGGGUUAUCGAGGGCCUUACAGCUUGUUCUCUUCCUGUUUCCUUUUCGUCAUCACACAUACUGUACACUUAAUUUUUAACAUUGUCUGAGUUGCCCUGACGGUCUGUUAUCUCUGCAUUUUUCUAGUUCACAGAAAAGGGAUAACAAUAUAUCACGUCUCUUCAGCUUAGGUUAAAAUCUGGGUCUAGGUACAGUAGUUUGUUAUUCUUAUUAACAGGUAUUAUUGCCAAGUGAUGAGUUGACUUGAGGCAAACAAAAAGCACAUGAUGUAAAUACGGUGUGUUGCUGUAAUGACUGGACAAGGUGCAGAUUUUCGUGGCCAGCAGUAGGUGGUUGUGUGGUGGUGAUUAUAUCAGUUUGUAUUUCUUUGCCUUAAAGUAUUAAAAGUGGCUGGAACGGCUCUUUUCACAUUUGUAUAAAUUGUAAUGUUUUGCACUACAAUCCAUCUUAAUAGUUAAGCUGACAUGCAGAAAAAAGUAAAGUACACAACUUGUAGUUUAGCACUAAUAAAGAUCAAUGUUGCCUCAGUAGUGAGCGCUCAGAACCCUUCCACAUCCUGUUAAAAGUUGGCUGGAGAAGCAAGGAGAGAUGGGUAAUGUAGUCUUUGAGGGAUUGAUGUUUUCACAGGGACAUUCUUUAUGUGUGUUACUGGCUUUUUAGAGGGAAGAGAGACGGGAAGAGGCUGCACAAACACAUGGUUUUAGCUGUUAUUUUGGUUUUGUUACUAAUAUUUCUAAGUGUUUUGUUUUGAUGGUUUUUUUUUCCUUUGAAUUCAUAUACAGCUUAGAGAAGAGUGUGUGUGCCUCCCUUUGUUGAGGGAGGAAAAGUGCAGGAAGGUUUGUGUCGUAUUUGAAUGACUCAGGAAACUUUGAUUGGCUCAUAUCUGCUCAUUUGGCGAGCUUUUUAUCGCAGGCUUGCUUCGAGUUUCGUAUCAAUUUAAUAAAGGAACAUCUUCAUAAAAAUCCUGCUUGAAGGCGACGUUUGUGUUUUAUAGAGGAGGCUAGCAGCUUUGAAUUUAUGAUUUGGCAGUUUGUUAUGGACCAGUAUGGGGAUAUCUCAUUACUUGCACAUUUUUAAGAAAUACUAGGCUAUGCAUGCUCAGCCCUCCUUCGUUCAUAGACAUUAAUAAUCUAAUUCUUCCGUCUUUGUUGUGAAAUUAAUGCAGUAUGAGCAAUGUAGCACUGUGGGUGUUCCUGUCUUGUUGUUACAUGUUGAAGUAAAAAGCCCAAGUCUGAGGGUGAGGAAGGACGAGCCCGUUCAAAGGACCCGCUUUGAAACUUAAUCAGACUUUCUAUUUGUUCAUUUUUUUAUUGAAGUUUUAUGUUAAGGUCAAGCUUUUGUGGACUUUAAAAAUAGCACAUCAUAUAUUCUAACAAAUUAAUAGUUUCAUACCAACAAAAAAGAAAAAAAAAAAGCUGAAAAUUUGAGAUUUUUGCAAACAGUCCGAGCGCAGCUCGCAAUAAGAUUUAUCAGCCAGCAGAUGACCUUUUGCAUACAAAUCAUCUCCAGUUUCGCAGUUUUAUCACUUGUGAACCUUUGAAGCAGUGAGUUGUGAACAUUUCUCCUGACUUUUUUUGCAAUUAAACCUUUCAUCUGUUCCCCCCUGACUUUUAGCAUUCACCCACUAACCCCUGUGGUCUUUGUUUUAGUAGCCAAGCCUUAUACUACUUAGUGUUUUAAAAAUACAUUAAUUUUUUUUUUUUUGCUUUUAUUUGAAAUAUGUAUCCUUUAAGAUGGAAGACUGUACUUUGUAUUAAACCUGUUUUAAGUCUUUGAAAAGUUUUUGGCAUGUUUAAAGCAGAUUUGUGGUAUUUAUAACUUGUGGCAUUCUUGAACUAAUGAAAUGCAAUUAAAGAUAUCUAUAUUUAUUACCAGA